CUGGAGAGAAUGAGAAAAUGCAAGAUCGAACGAAGUCUGCGUAGCCGCGGAAUCAAGGAUGGCUGGAGUUCGCAUCUUAAGUAAGUCACAGUGCCGCUCAAUCUUCUCCACAGCGCAGGUCCAUGCCUCCUGGAUGGAGAAGGUCAAGGGCGUCUUCACCGGCAAAAAGACCCCUUCCGAUUCCAACGAAUCCGAAAUCAGCUCCGAUUCGUUCACGCUUCUCCGAUUUGCGGAUGAAAUGAAGAAAGCAAGAAGAGUAGGGGCGUUCAAGCAGUACGUAGUUGGUCGAAGUAGUGAAGCGACCUUUGCUGAUGCGUUCGAGAAACAGGAAGCGAUAAUUCGAUGUUUAGCAGGUUUUGACCCCACUGGAGAGAAUCUCCAGACCCCUCAAAAAAAAGAAGCAGCAAAGCAUUGUAAUUGCACAAUUUCUGAUGUGGAAAAUGCACUGUCGAAGUUCACUUGGGCUAAAGAAGCACAAAAGAAGAUAGAGAAGCUCAAGGAAGAAGGAAAACCAAUGCCAAAGAGCAUUGCUGAGGUGCAAAAGAUGGUCGGUUCAACUCCAUUGGAUUUGGCCAGGUCUAAUUUGGCCCAAAGUGGACAAGUGAGUAGGAAUGCGCUCUGUCCAUGUGGUUCCAAGAAGAGAUACAAACGGUGCUGUGGAAAGGAUUAAAGUGAUUCAGAAGUUACCUAUUCAACAAUAGAAGGGGCGGGUCGCCGGGUUCUGGUUGUUGGGAUCCCAAAAUACUAGAAUCAAUAUGCCCUGGUGCUCUGGUUUUAUUGGUUCAGUUGGACAAACUACCGGAUGCGCAGGAAAAUGAUGCGGCGAAAGGAUCAUUCCUCAAAUAGAUGCUUACCCUUUUUUUUGACGUUCACAUUGGCGGCUGUGAAUUGAUUGAAAGCGAAUUCGUUGAGUUAAUUCCUGGUUCCCUUCUCUCCACUCUCACUCAAAAAAGUGGGGAUUAAUUAUGUAUGAUUCUGAGGAUAUUUUCAUUUGACUGAAAAAUAGAGUACCUUUCAUUUCACCAAAAAAAAGAGAAAGAAAAAGAGUACCUUUCAAUAUUGACGUGGUCAUGAGUUUAAUUCUUCUAA
Messenger RNA from Neltuma alba, 1089 nucleotides. Its product is annotated as protein translocase subunit SecA 1-like. The record is from RefSeq and is a predicted model, not a curated record. The coding region runs from base 59 to 670 and encodes 203 amino acids. NCBI's taxonomy places the organism in Eukaryota, Viridiplantae, Streptophyta, Magnoliopsida, Fabales, Fabaceae. The transcript is spliced from 5 exons.